Messenger RNA from Archocentrus centrarchus (flier cichlid), 4721 nucleotides. RefSeq names its product sushi domain containing 5 (gene susd5). Gene Ontology annotation, molecular function: hyaluronic acid binding. The transcript is spliced from 5 exons. Gene Ontology annotation, biological process: cell adhesion; Notch signaling pathway. The record is from RefSeq and is a predicted model, not a curated record. Bases 1 to 2400 code for a protein of 799 amino acids. Lineage: Eukaryota; Metazoa; Chordata; Actinopteri; Cichliformes; Cichlidae.
AUGCUGGAUCGUUAUCAUCACAAAUUGCUGCUGUUUGGAUGCCUGGCUUGUCUUCUGGUGACUGUUGUAAAUGGGGACGGUCGAGUGUUUGUGUUGGACGUGAGGAACUCCUCGGGCCUGCAGGGCUUCCGAGAUGCUAAGCAAGCUUGUUCCUCGCAACAUGGCCGCUUGGCAUCAGUAGAGGAGCUCCGUCAUGCUGUGGUGGAGUGCUUCUUCUCCCCAUGCACCCGCGGGUGGCUCUACGGGGGCUCAGUAGGGACCACAGUGUGUGAUGUGGUGGGCGGUGUGCUGAAAGCCAUAGAGGUGAGGAUAGAAAAUGCUACAGAGGAUGCUGCACACUUGGACGCCUUCUGUAUCAAAGGCGAAGAUGAGCCUUGCGGAGAUCCCCCAGCGUUUCCUAAUGCACAUCUGCAUAGUCACUCUGGGUCUGAGAUGGGAGAUGAGCUACUGUACACUUGUGUCCCUGGUUAUGUGAUGCCCAGUGGACAGACUACCUUCAGUCUGCUGUGUGACAGUUGCAGGGAGUGGUACGGACUGGUGCAGAUUUGUGUUAAAGAAGAGGCUGAAAGUCACACAGACUAUGAAGACAAGUUUACAGAUUCCUAUGUAGAGACAGAGCGUCACCCCGAGACACCAGUGGAAGCUCAUGGCAGUGUGCACGAGGAGGUGCAUGGAGCUGCAUACCCACAUGGAGAGAGGAGUGUGGAGCAGCAAGAGACAAGUUUUAGAGGCAAAGCAGAGGAGGACCAUCAAGGCAAAAAGCGUAAAGUAGGAGGAGAGGUGGCUGACCAUGGUAAAACAUUUGAAGGAGCUUCAGUUGAAGGAGAAAAAAAUAAGGAACGGGCUGUUGAGGACUUCAUAGGUCACCAGACGUGGGAGCAGGAGAGAACUGAGGUGGUCAAGACUGAUAGAGUGGAAGCCACAGAAGCACCUGUCUCUCUUCUAUCCCAAAAACAUAUGUUCUGGUUCCCCUCUGAGACCUUCCAGGAGGAGGAACCUCAGGUCUUCACCAACCCAGCCACACAAACAACCCUGAGAACCUCAGGCGCCCAAUCUGAGGAGAGUAAUGAGCACACGAGCCAAGAAAGACCCUAUCAUCAACGUCCUGUUGACGUUGAUAUUCCUGAUCAUGAACGAGAUGAUUUUGAUGAUCCUGACACCAGCCGCCAUGAUGACCAGGAUGACAUCCAUGAAGACGGCCACCAAGAUCAAGAUGAUGGUGACAGCUAUCAGGAGGAAGACCAUGAUGAUAAUGAGAGGCGACCAGCUCAACAUGAAGAGCUGGAUAGAUGGGAAAGCCAUGAAAACUAUGAUGAUCACAAGGAGCAUUAUGACAUGGGUGAACAUGAAGAGGACCGCGAUCGCAUUCACUAUGGCAGCAAGGAGUAUGACGAUGGAGAUGAUACGUACGAUGAACACAAAAGCCAUGAGGAUCAUGGUGAUGAUCAUGAUGAUCAUAAUGGAGAACAUCAUGAUGUUUCUGAGGAACAUCUAGACCAUGAUGACCAUGAUGAUGGUGACAAACAUUAUGAUGACAACCAUUAUGUUGACCCUGAUGAUCAUGAUGACCGAGAACACAAAGAUACUGAGAGCUAUGACGAUCACAAUAGCCGUGAAGAUGAUAGUCGUCAGCAUGUCAUCUUUUCUGUAGUAUCUGAUGAGCAUCAGAAUGUCAGUCAGAGGGGAGCAGAAAGAAAGUCCACCACAGACGACGCCUGGCUAGAUGGCUACCCUGUUGAUCUAGAAGAUGGUGACUCCACAACAGAGAAGGUAAGACCAGAGGAUAAAGACAGAAGGAGAUUUGUCAAGACGACACCCAGACCCAAUGAGGUGGAAAUUCACAGACCUGCUCCUUACACCAGCUCACCCGAGGAGCACGAGUCUCCAACCACAGUGCAUGAAUUUGAAGUAGGGGUUUUAGAAAAGCUGUGGCCUGACUCCAUCAGGACCCCUACUCCUGACCAUUUGGAGCCUUCAGACUCUCCUUCAUACUCCAAGACUGGAGACUAUAGCACACAACAAGCAGUUCCCACCGACUCUUGGAUGGGUGACCUCACAGAGCAGCCCUUCCUUGAUCAUGGCCCAAAUCCUCCAGUGCGCAAAGACGGCUUCAUGCUCAACCUGCCUGGUGAGACUGGUGAGAGGGGAGAGCUGGAAGGGGAGAAGGGAGAAACAAUAUGUGUGGAUGGUGACUGCCCUCCCCAUCCUCCAAGCUCCUCCAGCCGAGGUCCCACUGUGGCAGCCAUUAUUGUGGCAAUUUGUGCCGUCGCAACAGCAGUCAUUGUUGCGGUGUGGUGUUACCGACGGCAGCAGCAGAAGAGCUCAGCAUAUGAGAUGAAUGGGAAGGGCCAAAGUCAGACCAGACAGGGCCAACAGAUAGAGAUGCAGCAAAAAGUGUAGGAGUGAGAGAUGAGGAGGGGGACGCUGAUAACGAGCAGACACCUUUAGGAAGGUUGGGAAGAUUCAGAUAAAAGCUGUUAAUCUUAGGUAUGAACUUUAAAGAACAAAAUCUUUACAAAGCUAGCACAAAAUAUUUUAAUGAUUCUUAACACAGUGAAACUUGAGUGAAACAAGAUGGUAAUAGUCCUUUCACUUAUCAGUUUUAAGGAAAUCCAUCAAUCUUUGCAUGCUAACCGUGAUUUUCAAAGUUCUGGCAUUUAGCUGGACACGACCCGGCCUGGAUUCAACUCCAGGAACUGAGAAGCAAGACUUUAAAGAUAUGAACAUGUAGGAAAACCACAACACAAGGCAUGCCUGCCUGCCUGAAAACUGAAACUUCAACCUCCAAAGCUCUUGGACUUUGUGGUGAAGAUUUCUUGCUGUUGUUUUUGUUGAGUGCUCUUAUUAUUGUUGAUGUGUAUUGUUUGAAUUUAUGUGUAUCAUGUUUAUAGAAAAACAUUUUCCACAUAGUCCAUCACUGGACUGCUGUUGCAGACCAUCACAGCAGGUGUGGGAUAGGACAUGAACAGAACUGAGAGGGGUAAGAUGAAGAAAAAGAGGCUGAUGAAAGGUAGAGUACGACCGGAGAAACAUUUCCCGUGUUGGUUUUGACAUUCAGCUGGUGAGACAUGAAGAGGCAUCCAGACUGCAGACUCAGCCACAUGUAUGUGUGUGUGUCUCUCUCGGGUCUGUGCAAUUCGCCAGUCAGCAGUAAAUUAUGUUUGAAGUUACUGACUGAGGAAGCAAAGUGGAUCCUGACAUCAUUCAAACUAGCCACAGAUGAAACACUGUGGCAAAGGAGAAUCACAACCUCAAAUAAACAGAGUUUCAACAUAACCAGAAGUUUAAUCAAAACUUUAUUUUGUUUUCAAAGGCAAAUAGUAUUGCACCACAUUCCCUACAACACUCACUGGCCACUUUAUAGGGUAGUCAUGAACACACCUUGCUAGUACAGGGUUUGCCCCCAUUUUGUUUUCAGAACUGCCUUAAUUCUUUGUGGCAUACAUUCAACAAGGUGCUGGAAACAUUCCUCAGAGAUUUUGGUCCAUACUGACAUGAUGGCAUCACACAGUUCCUACAGAUUUGUUGGUUGAACAUCCACGACGGGAAUUUCCUGUUCCACCACAUCCCAAAGUUGCUCUAUUGGAUUGAGAUCAUUUGAGUACAGUAAACUCAUUAUGUUCAAGAAACCAGUUUGAGAUGAUCUGAGCUUUGUGACAUGGUGUGUUGGGAGCAGCCAUCAGAAGAUGGGUACACUGUGGUGAUAGAGGUCAGCAAUAACACCUUCUCCAUUCUGAUGCUCAGUUUGAACUAGUCUUGAAUUAUUACAGUAUGAGCAGAGUGUUCUGCUCAUGUAUAUCUGAAUAGAUAUCACUGUUGUAAUAAUUUCUUGCAAACAGAUGAGUAAAUUCAGGAUUUUUAGAAAUAGUGUAUCAUUCUGUGAGAGCUACCUUGCAUCUUCCCUUAUGUGCAAAUAUUUAAAAAAAAACAAACUAUUAAAUUAGACACUUUUGUUUAAAAGUGCAGAUAUAAAUGAAUACAAAUAAUCAUAUGUGUGCUCAAAAUUCAGUAUCUGUUUAACUGUAUGAAUGUAAAUAAAAAUAUAUUAGGGCAAUAGCAUAGGAAGUGAUGUACUUAGAAUUAUUGUAAACAGUGACUGGUGGUUAAUAAAGAAGACACUUUAUGGUGUCAUCGUUGUUUUUUGUUGUUAUAUUUCCAAGUGAGUAGUGAGCUGAUUUAUAGAAAGCAUUUUAAUAGCAUUUAAUCUGCUUUCCUUAUCAUAGUGUCUCAAACUGAACUGAGUCAUUUUCACCUGCUUUCUGUGUGUUUCUGUACAUAUCUGUGACUAUAUUGACUUGCCAUACAUACCAUAGCAUUACCGGUGUGUGGGAAAUAACUUGUUUCUUCACCAAAGCAGCCAAACACAGCUGGCAUUACACACAUGACACACCCCUCAUAUCUUAAACAUGGUACGCUCAUCUCCACAAAAUCUAGUCGACCGCCUUUUACGUCACCCGUGAACAUUAGGACGACACUCGCCCACGCUGCAGAUUGUCGAGCAAUGAACUGUCUGGUCAAACAACAGGUUUGCCACAUGAAUGAUGCCUGAAGAAGAAUCAUAAUAAUAGAGGUUAAAGUAAAUGUGUGUAUACAAUUACAAAGCUAUUUGCAGCAUCAAGACAAAGUAUUUAAACUGCUGACCAUCAUUCGCAUGAUAUAGAGAUUAAUCUUUUUCAUCUCAGCCUUAUGUGAUUUAUGACAAGAUGAAAUGUGUACUGUAU